AUGCCAAUUGUUAGUGAGUGUUCUGAUGAAACUGAUUUGUGGAUGCAGAAAAGGCUUGACCCGUUGCUUUUCAAAAUAGCUUGUGCCCAGGCAGCAAAGAAUAAAUGGGUGGAGAUGGGAAAGCGGCUAGUGCCCAGAAAGGUACGGUUUUUUCAGGACAUUGACAUUCAAGAUGAUGCUAUUGGCAACAUGCUUGUAAAGUUUCCUUCAUUAGUAACAUGCAGCCCCUACAAGAAGAUCUGGUUACUAAUUAUUGCAUCUCAAUACUACGAAGGUCCAAUUUCACCAUGCACUCUUGUUUCUGUUUUACUUACAGCUUCUGGAACUUUGACGCCCUGUUCCUGCCGCAACAACAUCCUGCCUGUGAUUUCUCCUUCCACAACAAAGGAACUGCCUGAAGGUUAUGUUGAGCGGGUGAAGCAUGUACACGAUUCUGGUGGUUACGGUUCUAGGGGGUAUGAAUAUGAUUGGAGCAAAGAGGAAGCAAACAAAAACCUUCUGCGAAAUCACAAAACAGCUGUGUCAGCCAGGAUGCUUUACGAGCUAGCUAAGGUGUAA
Molecule: messenger RNA, 558 nt
Organism: Quercus robur (English oak)
Lineage: Eukaryota; Viridiplantae; Streptophyta; Magnoliopsida; Fagales; Fagaceae
Product: phenylalanine--tRNA ligase alpha subunit, cytoplasmic-like
Exons: 5
Coding region: 1-558 (185 amino acids)
Source: RefSeq, a predicted model, not a curated record